AAACUUUUUGGCAACUUUUGAUUAUAAAUAUGAAGCAUGAAGAACCUCAAUGAGCAUCACCAAACAGAAGAGAACUAGCACAUAACAUCUCUCUGUUCAGCCUAGCUAUCUGAUAUCCAACAACAUGGGUGCGGGUGGUCGGAUGUCGGAUCCCUCGGAAGGCAAAAAUAUUCUGGAACGAGUCCCGGUUGAUCCACCAUUCUCGCUAAGCGAUCUAAAGAAAGCAAUCCCUGCUCAUUGCUUCGAGCGAUCUGUCAUCCGUUCAUCAUACUAUGUUGUUCAUGAUCUCAUUGUAGCCUAUGUCUUCUACUUCCUAGCCAACACAUAUAUUCCUCUUCUCCCUACCCCUCUAGCUUACUUAGCAUGGCCAGUUUACUGGUUUUGUCAAGCCAGCAUCCUGACUGGCUUGUGGGUCAUUGGUCACGAAUGCGGUCACCACGCCUUUAGCGAGUACCAGUGGAUCGAUGAUACCGUCGGUUUCAUCCUCCACUCUGCUCUCCUCACCCCUUAUUUCUCUUGGAAAUACAGCCAUCGAAAUCACCACGCCAACACAAACUCGCUUGAUAACGAUGAAGUUUACAUCCCUAAACGCAAGUCGAAAAUCGCCAUUUACUCAAAGAUGCUUAACAACCCACCAGGUAGAGUGUUCACUUUGGUUUUCAGGUUGACACUAGGGUUUCCAUUAUACCUCUUUACAAAUAUUUCUGGAAAGAAAUACGGGCGGUUCGCGAACCACUUUGAUCCACUAAGCCCUAUUUUCACUGAGCGCGAACGGGUUCAGGUUCUUCUAUCGGAUGUUGGUCUUCUCGCUAUGUGUUACGCACUCAAGCUUCUUGUAGCAUCAAAAGGGGUUGCUUGGGUAACAUGCAUGUAUGGAGUUCCCGUGUUAGGCGUAAGUGUGUUCUUUGUUUUGAUCACAUAUUUGCACCACACCCAUCUCUCGUUACCGCAUUAUGAUUCAACCGAGUGGAACUGGAUCAAAGGGGCCUUAUCGACAAUCGAUAGAGACUUCGGGUUCCUAAACAGGGUUUUACAUGACGUUACACAUACGCACGUCUUGCAUCAUUUGAUCUCGUACAUUCCACAUUAUCAUGCAAAGGAGGCAAGAGACGCAAUCAAGCCAGUGUUGGGUGAGUAUUAUAAGAUCGAUAGGACCCCGAUUUUCAAGGCGAUGUGGAGAGAGGCGAAGGAAUGUAUCUACAUUGAGCCGGAUGAGGAUAGUGAACACAAAGGUGUAUAUUGGUACCAUAAACUUUAAUCAGUGAUAGUCCAACUUUGUAUACCAUAUAAUAAUAAAUGAUCGUGAAAUGUUUACGAGUUGUGCAUGGCUCAACCGUACAUAUUGUUAUGUUGUAGCAUUUAAGUGAAGUUCUUCCCUGUAAUCUUCUCGGAAUGUACCUAUAAGUUCUAAUGUUAUGACAGUGUUAUCAUUUAAAACUAUUGUUGUCCGUUUUGGUUAA
Molecule: messenger RNA, 1460 nt
Organism: Helianthus annuus (common sunflower)
Lineage: Eukaryota; Viridiplantae; Streptophyta; Magnoliopsida; Asterales; Asteraceae
Product: delta(12) fatty acid desaturase DES8.11
Exons: 2
Coding region: 125-1258 (377 amino acids)
Biological process (GO): lipid metabolic process
Molecular function (GO): oxidoreductase activity, acting on paired donors, with oxidation of a pair of donors resulting in the reduction of molecular oxygen to two molecules of water
Source: RefSeq, a predicted model, not a curated record